Molecule: messenger RNA, 1938 nt
Organism: Daucus carota subsp. sativus
Lineage: Eukaryota; Viridiplantae; Streptophyta; Magnoliopsida; Apiales; Apiaceae
Product: protein NRT1/ PTR FAMILY 5.10
Exons: 4
Coding region: 139-1872 (577 amino acids)
Biological process (GO): transmembrane transport; dipeptide transport
Cellular component (GO): membrane
Molecular function (GO): tripeptide transmembrane transporter activity; dipeptide transmembrane transporter activity
Source: RefSeq, a predicted model, not a curated record
UAAUUGAACCUCGUGUUGAAUUUAAUACUACUACACUUGCUAGCGUGGGCAAUAUUAUACCAAACGUAUAAUAUCAAGAAGAUGACAAUGACAACAUAAAAAGACACCACCUCGCGUUGAACAUAAUUUGAGUUUGACAUGGCUACUAUCACCGGAAUCACUGCUGCUGCCAUGGACACUCCGCUUCUGCUAAGCAACGACGACGUUGUCAGCAGCGUCGUUGACUUCAAAAACCGUCCUGCUCACCGAUCCAAAACUGGUGGAUGGAGAUCAGCUUCAUUCAUAAUAGGAGUGGAAGUUGCUGAGAGAUUUGCGUAUUAUGGAAUAAGUACGAAUCUAAUAACAUUUCUUACUGGUCCAUUGGGUCAAUCCACUGCCAGUGCCGCAGCUAAUGUCAAUGCUUGGAAUGGAACCGCAUCUCUUUUGCCGCUGUUAGGUGCUUUUGUGGCUGAUUCCUUUUUAGGACGAUACCGUACUAUUACCAUUUCUUCUUGCAUUUACAUUCUGGGCCUUGGAUUGUUAACACUUUCAGCCAGUUUUACUUCUUCAACUUCUACAGGCUGUAUCACUGUCGCUGAUACUGGGACAUGUUCUCCUCCACAAAUCCAGAUUAUAUUCUUCUUUUUCUCUUUAUAUUUAGUAGCAGUUGCACAAGGAGGGCAUAAACCUUGCGUUCAGGCUUUUGGUGCUGACCAGUUUGAUGUUAAUGAUCCAGAGGAGUGCAAAGCUAAAAGUUCCUUCUUCAAUUGGUGGUACUUUGGAUUAUGUUCUGGUACUAUGGUGACUAUUAUAGUCUUAUCGUAUGUACAGGAUAACUUUAGCUGGGUACUUGGGUUUGGAAUUCCUUGUAUCGCCAUGGGAGUUGCUCUAGUCCUGUACUUGCUUGGGACAGUGACAUACCGGUAUAGUAGUAAUGAUGAUGAGAAAGGCCCUUUCACUAGAACCAGUCAAGUAUUUGUCAAAGCAAUUAAGAAUUGGAAAAUUGAUCCCUCUGAAUUAUCCAUUUUUGAGGAAGCUCGUGGAACUUUACCACAUCAGAAUUUUCUACAAUUCAAUUUUCUUAACAAAGCUUUGAUCUUGCCUAAUGGUUCAAAGGAAGAAGCAAACAUCUGUAGCAUGAAUGACGUUGAAGAGGCAAAAGCCGUUUUGAGGCUAGUUCCUAUAUGGGGUUCUUGUUUAGCAUUUGCCAUCGUCUUUGCACAGUCACCCACUUUCUUCACCAAGCAGGGAGUUACCCUAAACAGGUCUGUCGGGUCAAGCUUUGAGAUUCCACCCGCUGCUUUGCAAUCUUUUAUCACCCUUACUAUUGUAGUCAUUAUUCCCAUCUAUGACCGUGUUCUUGUUCCUUGUGCUCGAGCUGUAACCGGGAAACCCUCUGGCAUAACAAUGCUUCAAAGAAUUGGGGUUGGUAUAGCCUUCUCCAUCAUUUCUAUGGUAAUUGCAGCUCUGGUAGAGAUGAAAAGACUCCAAACUGCUCGUGACUACGGGCUGGUUGAUAAACCCGAUGUUACCAUUCCAAUGUCCAUCUAUUGGCUGGUUCCACAGUAUGUGGUAUUUGGAAUUGCUGAUGUAUUUACCAUGGUUGGUCUGCAAGAAUUUUUCUAUGAUCAAGUUCCUGGUGAACUUAAAAGUAUAGGUCUUGCUCUCUACCUCAGUAUCUUUGGUGUGGGGAGCUUUCUCAGUAGCUUUCUCAUUUCUGUGAUCGAGAGAGCAACUUCUUCUAAUGGCGGAGGGAGUUGGUUCUCAGACAACUUGAAUCGAGGACAUCUGGAUUACUUCUAUUGGAUACUAGGCGGCCUGAGUACAGUGUCAGCUGUAUUUUAUUUGUAUUUUGCAACAACAUAUGUUUAUAACCGCAAAUAUACUCUCUAAGGUUGAGCAUUCUAUAUUUGAAUGGUAAGCCUGAUCAUAAAUGUUAAGUAUCCGAAUUAAUCGUCC